Messenger RNA from Geosmithia morbida, 3057 nucleotides. Its product is annotated as Fungal trans. The record is from RefSeq and is a predicted model, not a curated record. Gene Ontology annotation, molecular function: DNA binding; DNA-binding transcription factor activity, RNA polymerase II-specific; zinc ion binding. Lineage: Eukaryota; Fungi; Ascomycota; Sordariomycetes; Hypocreales; Bionectriaceae. The transcript has 4 exons. The coding region runs from base 1 to 3057 and encodes 1018 amino acids. Gene Ontology annotation, biological process: regulation of DNA-templated transcription; DNA-templated transcription.
AUGCCUGCCCGACAGGCCGCCGGCAGCGUAGCCAAUUCAAAGCGCGCUGCCGACGAUAGCAAUGACGACGACGAAGUCUCCGCCCCCGGCUCCAGUUCCAAGAUGAAGCUGCCACGCCUCGACCGUGGUUCCGAAGACUUCUCAAGCGUCGUCAAAAACCGCCUGCAGUCCUAUACAAGAACUGGCCAGGCCUGCGACCGUUGCAAGGUCCGCAAGAUUCGGUGCGACGCAUUGCCAGAAGGCUGCUCACACUGCAUCAACCUCAACCUCGAGUGCUUUGUUACAGAUCGUGUUACCGGCCGUACCGAGCGCAGAGGUUACCUGCAGCAGUUGGAGCGAGAAAAGAACGAGAUGCUUCGCCACAUUCGCGACCUUGAGAAGCUCCUGGGCGAUAAGGGUGUCGACGUGAAACCAUGGACCCCGCGAUCCAACCUCGAUGCUUCCAACCUUGAUGCGUCCAACCUCGAUGCGUCCAACCACUACGGCAACAGCGGCUCUUCCGACGAUGCUUGGACUCAGUACGGCAGUGUCAAGAUAAAGGGCGAAACUGCGCCCAGUACCGCCAGUGCUCGUGCUGAGCCUGCUACCAUCUCUCCCGCUACUGCUGCCGCAGGGCAAACCUACAUUGCCCCCAACUUUCCUCGGUCUCAGCUCGAACCGCGUCGAGAGGACGCCAGUCUCGGCGUCGGCUGGGAUAGCCGCCCGUUGAGCUCGAUCCGCGGCACCAAGCUCACCAUCAUGGGAACCACGAUCGAUACAACUUCAUUCGAGGCUCCCGACAUGGACGAGCCUCCCCCUGAUGCCAAUAUCAGGACACCCCUGUACAACAAGUCGGUCCAUGCGUUCAUGCAGUCGGCAAUGGGUGUCAACCCUCCUGUGCAGAUCGAACUUCCCUCCCGCAAUGACGCAUUUACCUACUCCCAAUGGUUCUUUCUCAUCAUGUCGCCGUACAUUCCCGUACUACACCAGCCGACGUUCAUGAAAUUGCUUGAAAGGAUAUACGACGAGCCCAAUUUCAUUCCUUCAGUUGCCGAGAUUGUGCAUGUGCACAUGGUCUUUGCAAUCAUCUACUAUCAGUACGGCGUCCGCAACUGGCAAGAGGUCGAGAGGCGUGACCAGCUCAACGAUCUCUCCAACAAACACUAUCACUUCUCACUGAGCAAAUUCUUCGACCUGAUGGUCUCACACGAACUGCCUGCGGUCCAGGCCCUAGUUCUCAUCGCCUGUCAUACCCGAGCCUUUCCGAAACCGGGGUGCAGCGCCCUCAUCUGCAACUUUGCUUUCCAGCGAGCCCUCGAACUGGAUCUCCACCGAGCCCCCCGAGUCCCAGAGGGCGGGACUACUCUGAGCAUCGAGAUGCGCAAGAGGACGUGGUGGGUUCUACUGUCCAUGUACGUGUCCGUGACCGGCCGUCGAGGACGACCCAUGCCAAUCACCGUUGAGGAAUUUGACGUCCCUUUUCCCGAGCCGGUUAACGAUGAGCUCCUCACAGAGGAUGGCAUCGACAGGUCGCGCCAGAUGCCCUGUGAGUGGGAUGUCGGUAUGGCCACUUUCAAGAUUGUGCCCAUCCUUAUGGAGAUGUACUCCAACAUCUACAGUAUCCGGAGAGACACGCAAAACUAUUCCAAUAUAGUCUAUGCCCUGGAGGCACAGCUGCAAAAGUGGGAGAGGGAACUCCCCCCCAACCUACAGCCAAGUAAGCAGAACGAGCACAAUGGCCUAGCCACUCUGUACAUGAGAAUGUUUGCACUCGAGUCGCGCCUAUGGCUCCGCCAUAAUUCGGUCAACCCAACCGCCGACAAGCAGAUGAUAGCUGAGAACACGAAGAUUUGCGAGGAGACGGCCCAGGAACUGCUGAAGAUCGUGCAGCAGGUCAUCUCCGUCAAAUCUCUCGACACGACAUGGACGCAAAUGGCCGUCUAUGCAAUGUCCUUGUUUUCCACGCUGGCGGCACAUUGGGAACGGCGGUUCCAAACGACAUCGGCUCAAGUGGCUGGUCUUCGUCGCGAGAUGGAUGAAUGGAUGACUGUCCUCAAAGAAGCCAGUCAACUGAUGCGCUCUGGACCCCAGAUAGAGGUUGAUAUUCGACGCAUCGUCAACCACACCAUUGCCUGGAUCGAGCGCGAUAUGGGUCAUCGGGGACAGGGACGCCAGCGCUCACCAUCCCCGCCAUCAGCUCCGGCAGUGCGAUUGAAGAGGGAGAAUUCAUCGCCCAGGAGAAAUGCGAGCUUGACUCCUCCCCAGCAAGCCCAUACAUCCACGACAAGGCCCUCGCCGCCAGUCACGCUACAGCAGCAGCAGCAGCAGCACCGGCGGGCACAGGCACAAACGCAUGUGCAGCAGCAGCAGCAGCAGCAGCAUCAACAGCAGCAGCAACACCGUCACCAUACAGCAUUACAAGUCCCGUCUAGGACACAAGGCCAAACUUUGGCCCAUGUUCAACAUCAACAUCAGGCGGCGCCACAGCCGGCAUCACGACCUCCAUCAACUGCCGGGCCUGCACCAGUGGUAACACCUCAGCAGGAAGCUCAACCGGACGGGAACUACUACUCCCACGCAGAUCUCAACGGUCACGCUGCGGCGUAUUCCGGACUCGGUUAUGGGAAUCACACUCGGGGUCCACAGAUGGAGUCACAGACGUACGGCGCAGACGCCAUUUUCUAUCCUAGCUCUGCCCAGCAGUCAGCAUCCGCAGCGUCUGUCACUGGUGACACACAUUCCAACAUGCUAGCAUUUACCCCGCAGUCGCAGCCGGUCGAUGCCACUAGUCAUUACUUCUGGAAUCGCAGCGGCAACACAUGGCAGGACUGGACAGCGGCCAUUGCUCAGAGUCCCAGCUUUGGUAACGCAACUCCCCUCAUCAGCCUUGAUGUAGCAACGGCUGCGAGUGCACCCGGAUCCAGGGACCCCGUGGCGUCUUUGCAGGACGCAUCGCACGACAUGUCAGCCCAGUGGCCGCUCGUCAUGUUUGACCAGCAUGUCCAUCCCCAGGGCCACCAUAGCAACAAUUCGCAACAUCCUCACUCACAACACUACCCACAUGGGCCUGUUCAGUAG